ACGCCAGACACCACCACCUAUCCGCCUCGCCAAUAUUUCGUCUUGACUGACGCCGGGAAACCCGUCUUCAUCAGGUACCCUGACACAGGCCCCGACCAUAGCACAUCCAUUAUCGGCCUUAUGCAAGCCCUCAUAUCCGUCUUCCUGGACGACCGUGACAAGAUACGCUGUGUAAACGCGGGACGAACGCGCAUUACCUUCCUAUUGCGUGCUCCGCUAUACUACGCAUGCGUAUCAAGCUGGGGCGAGCCGGAGAGUGUGACACGUUUCCAUCUCGAGUACCUCCAUUUGCAGAUCCUCAGUGUUAUUUCGGCCGGGCAACUCAGGCGUAUGUUUGAGAGGCGCAAUAACUUUGACCUCCGCCGUCUGCUCUCCGGUGCGGAGCCGUUCAUGUACUCGCUCCUCGAGCGGCUCGAGUGGGACCUGGCGAUGAGCACGUCGAGCUUACACUGUCUUAAGCUCGAUCCUGCCCUCCGAAAACGCAUCGCUGAUACUCUAGUACCCACGAGCAAGAUCAAGGACAUCUUGUACGUCGUCCUUGUAGCUCAAGGCCGAGUAGUCACACUCGUCAGGCCCAAGAAGCACUCGAUCCACCCCUCAGAUCUCCACAUCCUCAUCAACACUAUUCAUUCACCCUCGAUCAUCAACUCGUCCGCCGCAGCAAGCUGGCUCCCGAUUUGCCUCCCGAAGUUCAACUCCGACGCGUUCGUGAAUGCGUACGUUAGCUUCCUUCGACGAGGCGACGACCUCCAGGAGCCGGCGACGCCCACGCCCAGUGCAAUCGGCCUCGUGUGCGUCAGCGGGCUCGCCGAUUUUGAGGCCGUGCGCGGGUGGUGCGCGACCGCGAGCGAGACGCUCGAGCGCGAGCACCUCCUCGGCGCGCUUGUCUCCGCGAUCGGGGGCGGCGCGACCGAGUACAGCGUCGGGGACCUCGCGAUCCCGGGUCUGCGGCACUUCCUGUACAAGAGCCGCGGCGCGGUGCAGGUGACGACGCCGCGCUUCGAGGAGCCGUACGACGCGCCGCCCGGGCGCCGACGUCUCGUGACGCUCUACCAGACGCUCCACGACGCGAUGCACGCCAAGAGCGGCCAGGACGGCACGCUCAAGAUGCAGUAUAUCCGCACCGAGCGGGAGAGCGUCAUGGGCUGGAUUACGCAGCCGUUUGAGCUGUACCUUGCGAUGUCGCCUCUAGUGCCUAAGAGCGCAGUCGUGAACGCUGCGAACGCCAUAGCACGCUGGGUACAGCGCGAGGAGAAGAGGCUGUUCCUGAGAGAUGCGCCGGUGUUUUAG
This is a messenger RNA of Phanerochaete carnosa HHB-10118-sp, 1290 nucleotides long. RefSeq lists its product as uncharacterized. The record is from RefSeq and is a predicted model, not a curated record. The transcript is spliced from 8 exons. Gene Ontology annotation, cellular component: Mon1-Ccz1 complex; fungal-type vacuole membrane. NCBI's taxonomy places the organism in Eukaryota, Fungi, Basidiomycota, Agaricomycetes, Polyporales, Phanerochaetaceae. The annotation marks the transcript as partial. Gene Ontology annotation, biological process: protein targeting to vacuole; vesicle-mediated transport.